AAAAAAAGAGGCAGCCAUCCAGACGAGAAACUCUUAGUCGGCAACAAGCCAUUAUCCCAGAACACUGGACUACGACGUAGUAGAUACAGCGGACUCUCGCUAAGACAGCUUGACCAGUUCUUUUUCACAGCACUUACAAUGACCGUGAACUUCUCUGCUGUAAUUUAAGGGGACGGCUUAAGAGAACGUCCUCCACACUGACGAUGCUGGGGAUUCUUCAUCCGUGUCCACUGGUGGGAACCAGUCUUCAUGCCCUGUUUCCCUCCAGACCCUCUGACUAGGGGACUGACAGACCUGCGAUGUUCUGAGAGACAGUUAGUCAGGCUAUCUUAUUCACGAGGACCAUUUGAGGACUGUGUCGUGUCCAGGUAGCUGCCAUGCUGUGGCCUCCUUCCCCCCUGCCCUGGUCGCUACUCCUGCAGGCCCUGCUGGUGUGUGUGAGUUUGGGGGAGCCAACCGGGGAGCCAUCUGGAAGUAGCAGCACCGCUAACACAACCAGCCCUUCUCCUGCUGCCUAUCGCCGGGACUUCUCCAUCCAGCACGGACCCUGCAGCUACACCUUCCUUCUGCCUGAACACAGGGCUGUGGCUGGGGGUCCUGCUUGCUGGCACGGGGCGUCAGGGGGGCAGGACGGGGAGAACACACUGCAGGGGGAUCCUCCCCACCAGCCUCCCAACCCCCCCAGCCCGAGGAUCCAACAUCUGGAAGACCUCAUGGAGAACUACACUCAGUGGCUCCGCAAGAUUGAACGCUACGUGAAGAACAAUCUUGGGGGGGAGAUGGCUAAAAUGCAGCAGAACGCAGUACACACCCAAACUGCAGCCAUCUUGGAUUUGAGCACCAACCUCAUCUCCCAAACUGCUCAGCACACCAGGAAGCUGACAGAUGUAGAGACCCAGGUGUUGAAUCAGACAUCGAGGUUGGAGAUCCAGCUGUUGGAGAACUCCCUGUCCACCAACAAGCUGGAGACUAGGCUGCUCCAGCAGUCUACUGACAUCAGACAGCUGCAUGACAAGAAUGGCUUGCUGGAACAGCGGAUCCAGGAAACGAAGCUUCGCCAUGGAGACGGUUUGGAAUCCCUGCUCGGUGAGAUGUCCGGUCUGCGUGUGCUCCUGGCCAGGCAGAACGCAACGAUCGCCGAGCUGCAGACCCGCCUGGAGCAGGCCAUAGGGAACAACAGCAUCCUGAUGAGCCAGCAGCAGCAGCUUACUGACACUGUCAACAACCUGCUCAGACUCUGCUCCAAGGACAGGGUGGCCUUGCCCAGCUUCAAGCAGAGAGAUGAGGAGAGGAGGUUCAGGGACUGUGCUGAUGUCCACCAAGCAGGCUUCAACAGCAGUGGGGUCUACACCAUCCAUACAUCUGUACUGGACACCAGGAAGGUGUACUGUAACAUGGAAUCAUCCCGGGGCGGGUGGACGGUCAUCCAGCUCAGGUCAGACGGGACCACAGACUUCCACCGCACCUGGAAGGAGUACAAGAUGGGUUUUGGCAGUGUGUUUGGAGAGCACUGGCUGGGUAACGAGCUGCUCUUCCUGCUGACCAGCCAGCGUCCGUACAUCCUGAGGGUGGAGCUGACUGACUGGGAUGGACAGACAGCCUUCUCCCUGUACGACCGCUUUGCCGUCGCCAGCGAAAAACAUAACUACAGGCUGUUUCUUAAGAGCCACAGUGGGACAGCUGGAAGACAGAGCAGCCUGGUUAUCAACGGAGCCGACUUCAGCACCAAGGACAAGGACAAUGAUAACUGCAUCUGCAAGUGUGCCCUUAUGCUGACUGGGGGUUGGUGGUUCGACGCGUGUGGGCCCUCCAACCUGAAUGGGAUGUAUCACUCUCAGGGCCAGAACACGGGCAAACUCAACGGCAUCAGGUGGCACUACUUCAAAGGCUCAAGCUACUCUCUCCGCUCCACCGCCAUGAUGAUUCGGCCUCUUGACUUCUGAGACAGAGAGAGACGGAGUGCUUCAUUUGACAUGCCCGUCCAGCGCAACUUUCCUCUGGACGGGGCAGCAGCUGAUUCUCUUCCCCUGUAUCACCGCUGUAAUUUACCGUAUACCACUCUUGUGAAUAUUUCGAGAGUCGGCAAGAUGACAUGUUUGCUGACAGACUUGUGUCCCUUUGGAAAAGACAGUAAGUAACUUAUUUCAUCAGCCACCAUCUCACCCCCAUAGAGCCAAUAUCAGCUCUGGAUGCAUGGAAUCCGUUUAUAAUGACUCUUCUCUGUGGUAACUGAUCCAUAGCAUAUACUGCCCCCUAAUGUUUAAACAUGGAAUCUGGAAUCUCAGCUGCAUCCUUCUUCUACAUCUAUUUUCAUCAGUAAAUAGUGAGAGAUAUUUGACAAAAUAGAGUAAAAUGUUUGAUGUAUUAAGUGAGUGUGAACUAUUUUAUGUUCUCGUUUUGAGUUUUAUUGUGUGUUUCAGAUAGGAUUUUACAGUACAUGAUCCUUAAAAAAUGCAGAGUAGUGAAUUGAUUUCUUAAUAAAGUGGUUAGGGUUAGGAUAUAAUAUUAUUACAUAUUAUUACAAUGCUAAGAUGAUAAGCCUUUCUCAGGUAAAAAGUACUAGAUAGACAUGCUAAAACAGAGCUCCACUCAGAUUCUGCCUGCAUUAUCACAACCUCUUUCAAAGAGUCACUUAAUUGGACCUGGGUGAGCAUUGACAUAAACCCAUACGUAUCCAAAGAAGACUUUCAGCGACUGCAAGACUAUCAUUGAUCAACCAUUAUCUAUUUAGGGUGUUUAAACUGAGUUUAAAUAGGUUUGAAUCUGGGGCGUGGGCCCAGUUCUGAUCAAGCUUUGGUGUACCAUGUAAACGGUGACAUUGACCUACCUCUGGUAAACGGUGUGAACUAUUCUCAGAUAGGUUUGAGUCAUCGGGUAUGGAACAUCGUAUGCAAAUAAUUCAAGCGUGUAAUCCAAGUUGGCUGCUUUCCAUCAGUUUUUUUUAUACAUUAAAACCAUAAACAACAUAGUUGUUCCACUCUACACGCUACAUGUUUCACAGGCAGUCUGCGUGCGUGUGUGGAGGAAUAAUAUUACUCUGUGAAUUAAGGAGGGGUGUCUAUCGGUUCACACAGGCAUGUAUCAGGAACAUAAAUACUUAGUUGAUGUACAGGAACUGCUAUGCCACUGUUAUUUCUAAUGGGGAAUAAAGUCAAGGAAAUUUGAACAUA
Osmerus eperlanus (European smelt) is the source of this 3170-nucleotide messenger RNA. RefSeq names its product angiopoietin-1-like. Gene Ontology annotation, molecular function: receptor tyrosine kinase binding. The transcript is spliced from 9 exons. Lineage: Eukaryota; Metazoa; Chordata; Actinopteri; Osmeriformes; Osmeridae. Gene Ontology annotation, biological process: Tie signaling pathway; angiogenesis. The record is from RefSeq and is a predicted model, not a curated record. The coding region runs from base 378 to 1943 and encodes 521 amino acids.